This is a messenger RNA of Cyprinodon tularosa, 1305 nucleotides long. It is a transcript of the gene ndrg2, whose product is annotated as NDRG family member 2. Bases 298 to 1290 code for a protein of 330 amino acids. The transcript is spliced from 15 exons. Gene Ontology annotation, cellular component: cytoplasm. Gene Ontology annotation, biological process: signal transduction. The record is from RefSeq and is a predicted model, not a curated record. Lineage: Eukaryota; Metazoa; Chordata; Actinopteri; Cyprinodontiformes; Cyprinodontidae.
GCUCCGUUUUGUCUUCUGAUUGACCGCUACAUAUAUGUUUUUCUGGGUGCUGAAUUUUCCCUCUGCAGGAAAGAAAUAAAGCGACACCAGGAGAGCGAGGAGAUAAAGAGGAAAAUAAGAGAGGUGGAGGAGAAAGUGUCAUUACAGCAGCUUCGCGGGAAAACUGGAUUGACAAAAAAAAAAAAAAAAAAAAAGGGAUCAAGAAGAAACUGAGCAAGUGGAGAGCGAUAGUUGCCAUAUAAUUUCCUGAGACCGUUCAUUUUAUUGGUUUGCUGCAAUUUAAAAGGAGGAGCCAUCAUGACGUCAGAAAUGCAGGAAAUCGCCAUCACAGAGGAAAAGCCUCUGCUUACGGGUCAGGGUGAUGCUGCCAAGGAUGCAGCUGAACUUGCUGCAAGGAUACUUCUGGACCAAGGACAGGAACACAGCGUUGAGACCCCGCAUGGUGUUCUACGUGUUACCCUGCAUGGGACACGGACCACCCGCAGGCCCGCCAUCCUAACCUUCCACGACGUUGGUCUGGACAGUAAGAGCUGCUUCUCUCCUCUCUUUAAAUUCGAGGAGAUGCAGGAGAUCGUGAAGAAUUUCACCCUGAUUCAUAUCGACGCUCCGGGACAAGAGGAGGGGGCCUCCGCCUACCCGCCAGGCUACCAGUAUCCCACCAUGGAGACCAUCGCAGAGAUGAUCCCUGCUGUGCUGCAGUUUUUCAACUUCCGUACCGUCAUUGGAGUGGGGGUGGGAGCAGGAGCGUACAUCCUCUCCAAGUUCACACUCGCUAAUCCAGAUUCAGUGGAGGGUCUGGUUCUGAUUAACAUCGACACUAACGCUAAAGGAUGGAUGGACUGGGCCGCUCACAAGCUGAGUUCGGUGACUUCCUCCCUCACAGAGCAGAUCCUGUGUCACCUUUUUAGUCAGGAGGAGCUGUCAUCGAACACAGACUUAGUGACGUCUCACAGAGAGCGCAUCUCCAAAGCGCCUAAUCUGGCCAACAUUGAGCUCUUCUGGAAAACGUACAACAGCCGCAGAGAUCUGAACCUGGAUCGCAACUACACCUUCAAGUGUCCAGUGAUGCUGGUGGUGGGUGAUCAGGCUCCAUACGAAGAGGCCGCUGUGGAGUGCAACAGCAAGCUGGACCCAACAUCCACUUCCUUCCUGAAGAUGGCCGAUGCAGGCGGCCUACCUCAGCUCACUCAGCCAGCUAAACUCACUGAGGCUUUCAAAUAUUUCAUCCAAGGCAUGGGCUACAGUAAGUUCAUUUUUUCUGAUCAAUCAUUUCAUAGUGAAACAUCCUAGUCCUUGAUCAUACCU